Molecule: messenger RNA, 687 nt
Organism: Ylistrum balloti
Lineage: Eukaryota; Metazoa; Mollusca; Bivalvia; Pectinida; Pectinidae
Product: yolk ferritin-like
Exons: 7
Coding region: 1-687 (228 amino acids)
Biological process (GO): iron ion transport; intracellular iron ion homeostasis
Cellular component (GO): cytoplasm
Molecular function (GO): ferrous iron binding; ferric iron binding
Source: RefSeq, a predicted model, not a curated record
AUGAGGACGCUCAUCAUUUUUGUUUGCCUUUUGGCCUUUUGCUUUGCAAGGCAGCCGACGAAAAAUGUAGAUACCGUUAGGGACCAAUUUGUGGACACCAACAUAGAACAUGUGGUAAACCAUAUCAACAAGGAACAGUUAGCCAGCUACUUCUACCAGGCCUAUAGUAAAUUUUUCAAGCGUGGCGAUAUUGCUUUGGAUGGCUUUGCCAAGUGGUUUUCUGCAGCGGCUAAAGAAGAAAAUGAUCAUGCCGAGAAACUGAUGAAUUACCUCAAUAUGAGAGGAGGAGAGGUUGACCUCAAUACCAUUACACUUCAAGAUGUGUGCGACACAGUGUCAACAAAGCUGGCGGAUUUUCCACAAUUCAACAGACAGGAAGCCUGUAUUUGCAACUUUAUGUCGAGAGAAAAAAGUCAUUCAGAUGCGACAUGUUCGAAGGAUCACAGUACGUGGUUUUCGGGGCUCCAAGCUAUGCAAGACUCCUUAGUGCUUGAAAGAUAUGUCAACGAUCAACUUCUUGAUCUCCACAAAAAUACAUCAAGCGACCCUCACCUGAGUCACAUGUUGGAGCACGAUUUCCUUGAUGAACAGAUUGAUUCCAUUAAAACAUAUGGCGACUACAUCACGAUCCUUACUCGUGUGGGAGCAGGUAUUGGCGAAUAUGAGUUCGACAAAAGUCUUCAAUGA